UUAUGCAGCGCCGCGGAUGUCAUUCACUUCAGCGUGCCUGAACAGUUUGAUAAAAUCAUGUUGACCCCACCGAAGGAGGGGAUGCCCAGUAUGAUAGACAGCGCGCUGCGGAUGAGGAGAGAGGAGCAGGCUCGGCAGGUGGUCCUCGCCUGGGCUGUGCUCAACGUUUCCCUAGCUGGCAUGAUUUACACUGAAAUGUCAGGGAAAUUGCUGAGCCGCUACUAUAACAUAACCUACUGGCCUAUCUGGUACAUCGAACUGGUGCUAGCAUCCCUCUUUAGCCUCAAUGCUCUGUUUGACUUCUGGAAAUAUUUCAAAUACACCAUGGCUCCAUCCACCAUUGCUGUAUCCCCUGAACAGCAUCUCCUCUUAGGGCUGAGGAACACAAGUAUUCAUGCCUCUCCACCCCAGAAGCCAGAAAAAAAGGAGACCCCAGCUCCAGCCCAGUCAUCUCCCCUUCAGGGCCAGAGCGUGCUGAGUUUCAGCCCCUCUCGUCCAGCCACCACCAGCCCCAAGUUCUCCCCCAGCUGUGUACCUGGAUACAGCCCUCCUCUCAGCAACCCAUCCACCCCAAACAGUGCAGGGGGGCCCUUUUCCCCCUCAGUGGCCUUUGGAAAGGUGUUGAACUACAGUCCUUCCCCUGGUUCCUCUCCCUACCCCAGCAGCAUUGGGCCAGCAGAAGGCUCCAGCUUGAGGGCUCGAUACCGCACUUCACCCUCAGUCUUUAACUCCCCAGGAAGCAAGGAGGACUACAUGGAAGAUCUGAAAAGCCUGGAAAGGUUCCUCCGCACAGAGGAAGAGAGGAGUCACCGCAGCCAACUAGGGAGUCCAGAGUCGGUGUCUCCGAGCCACAGUCCAACAUUUUGGAAUUACAACCGCUCAGUGGGGGAUUACGCUCAGAGUCUGAGGAAAUUCCUGUACCAGCCAGCCUGCCGCUCUCAGGCUCCUUCAGCCCACAAGGACGAGACAGACCUGGGCUCCAAACAGGCUGCAGAGGAGGUGUGGGCCAGAAUCACAACCAGUCGUGCUGUAGUGGACCGCAUCGAUAGCUGGACAGCCAAGCUAAGGAAUUGGAUAAGUGACACCAUCUUGGUCCCCCUGGUCAAGGAAAUAGACUCUGUCAACUGUCAGCUCAGGAGGAUGGGCUGCCCUGAGCUCCAGAUAGGAGAGGCCAGCAUAAACAGCCUAAAGCAGGCAGCAGUGAUGAAAGCCUCAUCCAUCCCCACCAUGAACUCUAUUGUCCAGUAUCUGGAUAUCACACCCAACCAGGAAUAUCUAGUGGACCGCAUAAAGGAGCUGGCUCACAGCGGCUGCAUGAGCUCCUUCCGCUGGAACAGGGGUGGUGAUCUGAAGAACAGGAAGUGGGACACAGACCUCCCUACUGAUUGCGCUAUCCUCAUGCAUGUGUUUUGCACAUACUUGGACUCAAGGCUGCCCCCACACCCAAAGUACCCAGAUGGGAAGACUUUCACUUCACAGCAUUUCAGCCACACCCCAGACAAACCUGAUGUAACCAAAGAGAACCUUUUCUGCAUCCACCAAAGCAGCACCACUCCCCCUCACUACCAGCUCAUCUACCAGGGGCACAUCUACAGUCUACCCAAGGGCAGGAACAACCUGUUCCACACCAUCCUCAUGUUUCUCUAUGUCAUUAAGACCAAGGAGUCAGGGAUGCUGGGGAGAGUAAAUCUUGGCCUCUCUGGUGUGAACAUCCUGUGGAUAUUUGAAGACUGAUGUGUUUCAAUUUACAAGCAACAAAAAGCUUCUCCUCGUUGCUUUCUACACUGGUUGGAUUAUCUCCUCAGCUUAAGGACUGCUCUUUAAGGGGCAUAUGGGAAGAACAGCACUUCACUUUGAAAUUCACAUUAAAUGCACAUUUUUGGACAUUUUCACCGUUUUAGACUACAAAUUGGCAGCAUGCUGGUUUUUCUUUGAUAUUUUAAGAACACAAUUCUGGUACACCACAGUGUACUUACGUUGCAGAGGUGUAUUUUUAACAUUGUUUGGGUUUCUGAUUUUUGUAUUUUGACAAUGUACCAGCAUGGCAGCCUUGUAAAUAAUAUACCUCACAAUUGGUGGGUGACAAAGGGCUCAGACCCAUUCAGCUUGAAUGUAAAUACAGUAUGUAUGGACUUGACACAUUUCUUUAGCAUCAACAACCUUUUGCAGCUAGUAUGCUGGUGUUAUUUUUCUUCUUUUUUUCCUGUUCUGUUGUAGAAUGAAUGUCUGCAUUAAUAGGGAUGCUCCUGGCAUGUGCUUGAAUUGACCUGCAAAAAAUGGAUCUGUGCAAAACGCAGCAAUACUCACAUCACAGAAGUAUUGAAGUAUUCUGUAGUUGCUAACUUUUCCAUAUUACUAGGCUACAGUGCCACACAUAAUUAUGUACUGUGUUAAUUCGUUUCAUGUGUGAUAGAGAACAAAUGAAAAAAAAAGCCUUUCAAAUCACCAAAGUCUUCUUUCUGAAUAUGUCUUCAACUAAAGAGCUCUGAAUGCCAUUUAUCCUGACUUGUUGUACCAGCCAUUCAUUAAAUUUCAAACUUUCUACAUGUUUGCUUGUUUUCAAUAAUACUAUUUUAUAAAUGUCACCUGAGACUUAAAAAUAAAAUUGAUAUUAAAAAAAAUAGUACAGCUUGUACAUUUUCCUCCACCUAAUUGUACUUGGUAUUCUGUGACUGUCCACUUGGUGGCAAUGUAGUUCGUUUUUUUUUAACAACUUGACCUUACUGUUGGUCCCAUUUUCUCUAAUGACAUACUGCACAUCCACUGCAUGAGAACUGUAUUGUGAUGCAGUGUCUUGUGCAGCCACGUCCAGUG
Molecule: messenger RNA, 2814 nt
Organism: Toxotes jaculatrix (banded archerfish)
Lineage: Eukaryota; Metazoa; Chordata; Actinopteri; Toxotidae
Gene: tmem209
Product: transmembrane protein 209
Exons: 15
Coding region: 58-1734 (558 amino acids)
Cellular component (GO): membrane
Source: RefSeq, a predicted model, not a curated record